AGCCGUUGGAGCGAGAGAGCGGAGCACUGAUGGAGUGAGGACGAAGGGAAGCGGAGAUAAAUAAAGUGGUGACGGUUAACAAUCUGAACAGAUAACGGAGGUGUUUGUAAGAGAAGCAGCCAUGUCUUCCUGUCGUCUUCUCUGCCUGCUGGCUCUCUACUUCCUUCAGAGCUCCGUGUCGGCUGAACAGCGGAGGCUCACUGCAGAUAAUCUGCUGGUGAUCACCGCGGCAACAGAGGAGACGGAUGGCUUCAACCGCUUCAUGAGGACGGCCCGAGAGUUCAACUACACUGUGAAGGUCCUGGGUCUGGGCGAGGAGUGGAAGGGGGGUGACGUGGCUCGGACAGUCGGGGGAGGUCAGAAGGUGAGAUGGUUGAAGAGGGAGCUGCUCAAACACUCUGAGAAGAAGGACCUGGUCGUCAUGUUCGUCGACAGCUACGACGUGAUCUUUGCGUCCGGUCCCGAGGAGGUCCUGUCAAAGUUUUCCCGUCUGGGUCACAGAGUGGUUUUCUCCGCCGAGGGAUUCUGCUGGCCCGACCAGAGGCUGGCCCCCAAAUACCCUGAGGUGCAUUCUGGGAAACGCUACCUCAACUCAGGAGGGUUUAUCGGCUUUGCGUCAGACCUCAGUACGAUGGUCCAGCAGUGGAAGUACAAAGACAACGAUGACGACCAGCUGUUCUACACAAAGAUCUACCUGGACAAGAUUCAGAGGACAAAAUUCAACAUCACUCUGGACCAUCGCGCCAGAAUCUUCCAGAACCUGAACGGAGCUAUAGAUGAAGUCGUCUUGAAGUUCGAGAGGGCAAAGGUCAGAGCGAGAAACGUCGCCUACGACACACUUCCUGUCAUCAUCCAUGGCAAUGGACCCACAAAGCUGCAGCUGAACUACCUGGGAAACUACGUCCCUACGGCGUGGACCUACGAGAACGGCUGUGGGAUCUGUGACAACGACCUGCUGUUCUUCAACGACGUAGACGACGAGGAGAUGCCUCUUGUGUACGUAGCCGUGUUUAUCGAACACGCCACGCCCUUCAUGGAGGAGUUCCUGGACCGCCUGACCACGCUCAACUACCCGAUGACCAAGAUCCGCCUUUUCAUCCACAACAACGUGGUGUACCACGAGCGUCACAUCCACAGGUUCUGGGAGCGCCACAAAGCUCUGUUCCCGGACGCCACGCUGGUGGGACCGGAGGAGGACCUGCAGGAGAACAAGGCCAGAGCCAUGGCUGUGGAGGCAUGUAAGAAGGAUACAGAGUGUGCUUACUACUUCAGCAUCGACUCUGAUGUGGCCCUAACGAAUCCAGACACCCUGAGGAUACUCAUCGAGGAAAACAAGUCAGUCAUUGCUCCGAUGUUGUCCAAACACGGGAAGCUGUGGAGUAACUUCUGGGGCGCUCUGAGUCCUGAAGGAUUCUACUCCAGGUCUGAGGACUACAUCGAGAUUGUCCAGGGCAAGAGGAUUGGUCUGUGGAACGUGCCGUACAUCACUCAGGCAUACCUGAUCAAGGCCAGCGUGCUGCGCUCCAAACUGUCCAAGGUGAGCCUGUACGUGGCCGAGGGGAUGGACCCCGACAUGGUGUUCUGCAGGAGCAUCAGAGACCAGGGAGUCUUCAUGUUCGUGUCAAACCGCGACGAGUUCGGCCGUCUGGUGGCGUCGACCAACUUCAACACGUCCAGGCUGCACCCGGACAUGUGGCAGAUCUUCGACAACCCCGUGGACUGGAAGGAGAAGUACAUCCACGAGAACUACUCGAGGAUCUUUGAGGAGCAGAAAGUCUUUGUGGAGCAGCCGUGUCCAGAUGUUUACUGGUUUCCAGCCUUCUCAGAGAAGAUGUGUGAUCAUCUGGUGGAGACCAUGGAGGACAAUGGAGAGUGGUCAGGAGGAAAACACAAGGACGAGCGUCUGGCCGGCGGUUAUGAAAACGUCCCCACGGUGGAUAUCCACAUGAACCAGAUCGGCUUUGAGAAGGAGUGGUUGAAGUUCUUAAAAGAGUACAUCGCCCCGGUGACGGAGAAACUCUAUCCAGGAUAUUACCCUAAGGCUCAGGCCAUCAUGAACUUCGUGGUGCGUUAUCGUCCUGACGAGCAGCCGUCUCUGAGGCCGCAUCACGACUCCUCCACCUUCACCAUCAACGUCGCCCUGAACAGCAAGGGCAAGGACUACGAGGGUGGAGGCUGCAGGUUCCUGCGAUACGACUGUCAGGUGGAGUCUCCCAGGAAGGGCUGGUCCUUCAUGCACCCGGGUCGCCUGACGCACUACCACGAGGGUCUGCCCACCACCAGCGGGACCCGCUAUAUCAUGGUGUCCUUUGUAGACCCCUAGAGCUGUGUCUGUGUCUGUGUGUGUUUUAAAGAGCCUUCCUGUUCAUGAACCAACCGGACACAUCAACCACUUCAACAGGUGUGUGUGUGUGUGUGUGUGUGUGUGUGUGUGUGUGUGUGUGUGUGUGUGUGUGUGUGUGUGUGUGUGUUGGACCUCCUCCUCACAGUUGGAGACAAACAGAACGGAGAAUUAAACAUGAUGACCUUGAAUGCAUCGUCUCAGAACACUUCCCAACGUGCUUUUUUUAUUUCGUCUUCUUUCUGAUUGGACGAUUCCAGCUCACCUGCUGUCACACCUGACUCUCACGCACCUAAGAGAAAGGAGUCCUCAACACUUCCUGUUUGAACAUUUCAGAAUAAGAGUCCUUAGAUUUUAUCUUUGUGCAGUAACUUAAGACAGAGUCUGUUAUGGAAGAAAAAAUCAUUUUGUCACCGUGCUGCCUUACCUGAAUCUAUGCAAGCAGAACUCACUGCGUGCGUGCGUGCGUGCGUGCGUGUUUCGAAACACUCCAUCAAUCUUUUUUUUUUAAAUGCUGUUGCGGUUUUAAGUUGUUGAAUGCUUCACAAAAAAGAAUCCCCCACAAUGAAAAAGCUCUCUCCCUGGUGAUACUCUGAUGCUGUGGUUACCAUGGAAACUAUACAUACAGCUGGGCAUGAUGUUUUAGAUCAGAUCACUCGGAGGACGUCACAGGUAGCUUUGAGUUUGAUAUUUUUGGAUCAGAAUGUUUAAAAAUCAGUGCGAGAACGAGAAACGACAAAGUCCAGAAAUAUGUUUGAACAAGAAAGAAGACAAAGUGAAGAAUAUCGUUUUCCUGUGCUGAGAAGUUUUGUGUAUUAAAGUAUGUAAAUGGAGUUUUUGACAUAUUUUUAAACUGUUACUGGGGAAACACUAAAGGCCUUUUUUAUAUUGUUCAUGUUUUAUUUGUUAUUGAUUAGUGUCUGAGAUUCAUUCAGUUCAUUUCUUCUUGUGUGUUUUUUAAUCGUGUAGUUGUGUAUUUUCAGGGGUGAAGCUGUCGUCUCCUCUCAGUUUUUAUCUCCUUAUUUAAAAAAAAAAAAGAAAAGAUGUGACGAUACGAGGUUUCCACCUGACGCUGCCUGUAGUUCUCUCUCCAUGCGUGCCUGUCGAUACGAGGUGUCGACUGUCUCUGGCUUUGUACAAAAUGCAUUAAAUUAUUUGUCAAUGACUGAGCGAAUAAAGUUUUGAGAUUUUAAUAAAUAAAUGUACCAUCA
Molecule: messenger RNA, 3552 nt
Organism: Labrus mixtus (cuckoo wrasse)
Lineage: Eukaryota; Metazoa; Chordata; Actinopteri; Labriformes; Labridae
Gene: plod3
Product: procollagen-lysine, 2-oxoglutarate 5-dioxygenase 3
Exons: 20
Coding region: 122-2323 (733 amino acids)
Biological process (GO): peptidyl-lysine hydroxylation
Cellular component (GO): endoplasmic reticulum
Molecular function (GO): L-ascorbic acid binding; procollagen glucosyltransferase activity; procollagen-lysine 5-dioxygenase activity
Source: RefSeq, a predicted model, not a curated record